CGGUUGCGAUUGUGAAACAAACCGCGUGUUUUCUCUUACCUUCUCAGUGAAUCGGAAUUCUAACACCCAAGUGGAGAAGAAGUUCAGAAUCCCUAUUUAAGUCUCUCUUCUACCAUACCCACAAACCCUUAAGAGAUUCAUCGAAAUUCAAUUCAAUUUUGAGUUUGCUCCAAUGGAGUGGGUUCGAGGAGAAGCAAUCGGUCAUGGCAGCUUCGCGACGGUCCAUUUGGCAAAGAGUAGUUCCAGUUCCUAUCAGUAUCCUUCAGUGAUGGCGGUGAAGUCUUGUGAUGUCGUCGACUCGGAUUCGCUCAAGAACGAGAAAGAAGUUCUGGGUGUGCUACGGAAUUGCCCACAAAUAAUCCGGUGUUACGGCGAUGAUUACAGUACUGAAAACGGUGAGCGAUUGUACAAUUUGUUUCUGGAGUAUGCGAACAGAGGCAGUCUGGCUAAUCAAUUGAAGAAAGCCGGUGGGUGUUUGCCGGAAUCCGAUGUCAGGCACUACACAAGAUCGAUUCUUCAAGGGCUUCAACACAUUCAUUCAAGCGGGUUUGCUCACUGCGACAUAAAGCUUCAGAAUUUGUUGUUGUUCGACAAUGGGGCAGUCAAAAUUGCUGAUUUUGGAUUGGCGAAGAAGUCAGGGGAGAAACAGAGCAGGGGACAAAUAAGAGGUACUCCUCUGUACUUGUCACCAGAAUCAGUUAAUGAAAACGAGUACGAGUCUCCGGCCGAUGUGUGGGCUCUUGGGUGUGCGGUGGUGGAGAUGGUGACCGGAAAAAACGCUUGGAAUUGUGGGCCCGAAGCCAAUGUUUUCAAGCUGUUGAUUCGAAUCGGAACUGGGGACGAAUUGCCAGUAAUUCCAGACGAAUUGUCCGAAGAAGGGAAAGAUUUCCUUGGCAAGUGCUUCGUUAAGGAUCACAGAGAGAGAUGGACGGCGGAGAUGCUUCUGAAUCAUCCUUUCGUUGCAGCCAGUGAAGACUUUAUCGUCGUUAACGACUAUACGACGGAGGACAGCAUACAAUUACAGUUAUCGCCGAGAUGUCCUUUCGAUUUCCCAGAUUGGGUUUCAGUCUCUGAUUCCCUCGUAUCUUCACCGGAAAUCAAUUUGUGUUUUGAUUAUUUACCGAAUCCGGCGGAACGAGUCCGAGAAUUGGCCAGUCGCUACACAAUUAGUUCAGAUUGGUCAUUCCCUGGAAGUUGGGUCAAUGUUAGGUGAACAGAGUAUUCUUUUGGUACAAGAAUUUGAUUGUAGAUUACGAUACGUUGUACAUAACAAUUUUGUAUAUUGAAUCAUUCAACUUACAUUCGAAAUCAAUUGCGAUUUUUGCUAUUUUCAUGGUUAAUUUUAUGAGAUUGGGACUGUUCUUGCAAA
Messenger RNA from Tripterygium wilfordii, 1369 nucleotides. Its product is annotated as mitogen-activated protein kinase kinase kinase 18. The transcript has a single exon. Bases 173 to 1213 code for a protein of 346 amino acids. The record is from RefSeq and is a predicted model, not a curated record. Gene Ontology annotation, molecular function: ATP binding; protein kinase activity. Gene Ontology annotation, biological process: protein phosphorylation. Lineage: Eukaryota; Viridiplantae; Streptophyta; Magnoliopsida; Celastrales; Celastraceae.